UCUUUAAAUCCCUCGCAGUGACGUAGUCGUGACGUGUCUCCACGCUCUGGUUUCCUCUUCCUUCCGUUGUCAGUCCGUAAGAUUUACUGAGGUUUCAUUUACACCGUAAAGAAGCGUGUUUUCCGGAGCGGGGCCACCAUGGGCAUCAAAUUCCUGGAAGUGAUCAAGCCGUUCUGUGCGAUCCUGCCAGAGAUCCAGAAACCGGAGAGAAAGAUCCAGUUCAGAGAAAAAGUAUUAUGGACUGCCAUAACGCUCUUCAUCUUCUUAGUGUGCUGUCAGAUUCCUCUCUUCGGCAUCAUGUCGUCGGAUUCUGCAGAUCCAUUUUACUGGAUGAGAGUCAUCCUGGCCUCAAACAGAGGAACUCUGAUGGAGCUGGGUAUCUCGCCUAUCGUGACCUCUGGCCUGAUCAUGCAGCUGCUUGCUGGAGCUAAACUCAUCGAAGUGGGAGACACCCCAAAAGACAGAGCUCUCUUCAACGGAGCUCAGAAACUGUUUGGAAUGAUCAUCACCAUCGGCCAGGCGAUCGUGUACGUGAUGACCGGCAUGUACGGAGAUCCGUCAGAGAUGGGAGCAGGGAUCUGCCUGCUCAUCAUCAUUCAGCUCUUCGUGGCCGGACUCAUCGUGCUGCUGCUGGACGAGCUGCUCCAGAAGGGCUAUGGGCUGGGGUCAGGAAUCUCUCUCUUCAUCGCCACCAACAUUUGUGAAACCAUCGUCUGGAAGGCUUUCAGUCCCACCACAGUCAAUACUGGAAGAGGCACCGAGUUUGAGGGCGCCAUCAUCGCGCUCUUCCACCUGCUGGCCACCAGGACCGACAAAGUGCGAGCUCUGAGGGAAGCCUUCUACAGGCAGAACCUGCCCAACCUCAUGAACCUCAUCGCCACCAUUUUUGUUUUUGCUGUAGUCAUAUACUUUCAGGGAUUCAGGGUGGAUUUACCCAUCAAGUCGGCUCGCUACCGCGGCCAAUACAACACCUACCCCAUCAAGCUGUUCUACACCUCCAACAUCCCCAUCAUCCUGCAGUCCGCUCUGGUUUCUAACCUGUAUGUCAUCUCUCAGAUGCUCUCCACGCGCUUCAGCGGCAAUUUUCUGGUGAAUCUGCUGGGAACGUGGUCUGACUCCACCUCCGGCGGCCCGGCCCGAGCUUAUCCCAUCGGCGGGCUCUGUUACUACUUCUCUCCCCCCGAGUCUUUCGGCUCCGUUCUAGAAGAUCCCAUCCACGCCGUCAUCUACAUAUUCUUCAUGCUCGGCUCCUGUGCCUUCUUCUCCAAGACUUGGAUUGAAGUGUCUGGAUCGUCGGCCAAAGACGUGGCGAAGCAGCUGAAGGAGCAACAGAUGGUGAUGAGGGGACACCGAGAAACCUCCAUGAUCCAUGAGCUCAACAGGUACAUCCCCACCGCGGCAGCCUUUGGCGGCCUGUGCAUCGGCGGUUUGUCGGUGAUGGCGGACUUCCUGGGAGCCAUCGGCUCCGGCACCGGCAUCCUGCUGGCCGUCACCAUCAUCUACCAGUACUUUGAAAUCUUCGUCAAAGAGCAGAGUGAAGUGGGCAGCUUGGGCGGCAUGUUCUUCUAGAGCUGGCCCCGCCCCCUACCUUCUUCUUCAGGCGUCCUUCGUGCUGAGAGCCCCCUGCCUCUCUGACUCUGCAGCUUUAGGAGAUUUAAGGAAACUUCAACGCUUGGUUCUGGUGGGAUUCUAGAAGUUGCUGAAACUUGAUCCCUCCAAACCCUGUUUUGCAACUUUUCCAUGCGAGUCCAGAUCUCAAGACCAACUUCCUGUGAAAUCUUCAGACUGACUGAGGGCUUCAGUAUGCGGCCGUACUCCAUUUGUAAACCAGUCAACUGCUUGCUGUUUGGACCAGACGCUGACUCGGGUCACCCGUGACUCGUGGAACUGGUCCGGGUCUGAGCAGAACAUUCGGGCUCAUAUUGGGCUCCAGCUUUACAAUGAAAGUCUGAGCUGUCAUUCAUGUAACGUGUUCGUCAUUCCCAGGAAUCUACAGUAUUAAUUCUCUGAUCUCUUUCACUCGUUACCCACAAACUAUUUUUUAUGUUUCAAAAGUGUCAGCUGAACUUCUGUUAGACCUUUUUUUUUAAGUUUUCAGUUCAGGCGUCCAAUGACUUUUGAAUUUGUACGAAGUGUAAAAUAAAGAACUUGAAGAUGUUCUAAUAAAUGCAUUUCAGAACAAACUUGUUUUAAACAUUUUAAUGGAAAAAAUGUUUGUGGAUAAUAAUCUCAAUUAAAAGUAUAUUUUUGGGGAAAGACUCA
This is a messenger RNA of Oryzias melastigma (Indian medaka), 2262 nucleotides long. Its product is annotated as SEC61 translocon subunit alpha 1. Gene Ontology annotation, cellular component: Sec61 translocon complex; membrane. Gene Ontology annotation, biological process: SRP-dependent cotranslational protein targeting to membrane, translocation; post-translational protein targeting to membrane, translocation. Lineage: Eukaryota; Metazoa; Chordata; Actinopteri; Beloniformes; Adrianichthyidae. Bases 139 to 1569 code for a protein of 476 amino acids. The record is from RefSeq and is a predicted model, not a curated record. Gene Ontology annotation, molecular function: ribosome binding; signal sequence receptor activity; transmembrane protein transporter activity. The transcript has 12 exons.